AUGCCGGAGUACAGCAUUUUAAAUGCACCGGCUAAUUAUGAUUCGAUCUUUCUUUUUCAAAAUGAGGUUCAACCUUCAAGAAACAUGGGGAAGUCUUCUAAGUUUGUUGCAGUGUUUGCUGUGAUGCUCGUGGUGGUUGUAGCCAUAGCCGAGUGUAGGAAGCUUGAGAAAGAAACGUUCUCGGAAGGCGUAGGAGGUGGUGCUGGUGGAGGUGCUGGUGGGGGAUUCGGUGGCGGUGGAGGAUUAGGAGGUGGUGCAGGUGGAGGCUUUGGCGGUGGUAAAGGUGGUGGCAUUGGAAUAGGGGGUGGUUCUGGAGGUGGAGCAGGUGGAGGCUUUGGGGGUGGUAAAGGUGGUGGCGUUGGAGGAGGAAGUGGUGGAGGUGUUGGUGGAGGAAGCGGUGGUGGUGGAGGUAUUGGUGGAGGCUCUGGAGGAGGAUUUGGUGGAGGAAGCGGUGCUGGUGGAGGCUUUGGAGGCGGUAAAGGUGGUGGUGUUGGAGGAGGAAUUGGUGGAGGAAGCGGUGCUGGUGGAGGCUUUGGAGGUGGUAAAGGUGGUGGUGUUGGAGGAGGAGUUGGUGGAGGAAGUGGUGGCGGGGGAGGUUUUGGUGGAGGAUCUGGAGGUGGUGUUGGAGGAGGAGCAGGGGGAGGAAGCGGUGCUGGUGGUGGCUUUGGAGGUGGUAAAGGUGGUGGUGUUGAAGGAGGAGUUGGUGGAGGAAGUGGUGGCGGGGGAGGUUUUGGUGGAGGAUCUGGAGGUGGUGUUGGAGGAGGAGCAGGGGUAGGAAGCGGUGCUGGUGGUGGCUUUGGGGGUGGUAGUGGUGCUGGUGCUGGAGGAGGAGUUGGUGGGGGAGGCGGUGUCGGUGGCGGUGUUGGCAGAGGCUCUGGGGGCGGUUUUGGAGGAGGAGCAGGUGGUGGUGCCGGUGGAGGAUUCGGAGGAGGCGGUGGAGCUGGUGGUGGGAUUGGUGGUGGGUUUUAA
Argentina anserina (silverweed cinquefoil) is the source of this 969-nucleotide messenger RNA. RefSeq names its product glycine-rich cell wall structural protein-like. The record is from RefSeq and is a predicted model, not a curated record. Lineage: Eukaryota; Viridiplantae; Streptophyta; Magnoliopsida; Rosales; Rosaceae. The transcript has 2 exons. Bases 1 to 969 code for a protein of 322 amino acids.